AUGUCAGUUCAAGACUCGACAUCCGUUCUUCUUGAUUUAUUUUACUAUGUUGGCCUAGGGUACAAAGCAGGUACCUUUGGGCAUUUCAACCUAAACUCUAGCUUUGUGGAUGAGAAUUUCCUACGAGCGCUUUACUCGUUUAUUCAGCAACUAAACUAUGGACAUCCACAGUUUGAAAUGGAGGAGUCCGUAAAUCUCAAAAGUUUGGACUACAUUUUCUUUAUAAAUAAAUUUUUGAUUUCUCGUCUAUCUCCAAUCUAUAUUUGUCGUGUUAAAGAAUUCGAUGCAGGCUUGAAUGUCGUACUAUUAGCCUGGUGUUUAACUGACAGUAAUAUCGCAUACAUGCCAGAACGUGCUCUUCCUAGUUUUCUUUUUGAUCCUCCUGAAGAAGAUGUUGCAUUACCUCAAAAUUUGUGUAAACCAGUCAGGAAUUUGAAAAUGUCACUCUUAAAUAUAUCCGGAGUCAUAUCUGCUAUUUCUAUCAAGGAAGCCGAGGUAUACUCUCUCUUUAAAACAUUGAUGAUGCAAAAUCGUCGUUUUUUUGAUGAGAAAUUUUCGCAAUUAACUGUCCCCAUGCAGCGGAAUAUUACUGUAUCAGAGUUAAUUUACAUUUUCGACAAUCACAAAUAUUCAAGAACUGCAGCUGUAAAGAAAGCUAAGCAACUUCUUGACCUUCUCUCUAAAUGGAAUCGGAAUUCUGCGGCCUUCUACCGACUGCUGAGACUCUCCUCCGAGUUUUCUUGCGAAACCAACUCUACUUCGACUCUUUCGAAUGAUAGUUUGAUCGAUUCCUAUGGUGAUCUUGAAGACUUUCGUUCGAUUCUUGUGCAGUGCGCUCCGAAUUUAGAUUCUGUAACAACUGCAGCAUUUAACAGGAGCCAUUCAACGUUGCAUGAAGAAUUCAAACGGCGUCUUGAUUUCGUAGCUGACCGCAUGAAUCCUGAAUUACUCCAACUUGCAUCAUACUUGGCUCAACACGACGUUGCCUUCAAUAACCUUCCCCAGUAUCCAACUGAGGACUCUGGGGACCAAGACACAGAUUCCAUCAACGUGCACGCUGAGGCAGAACCGAAAAUCAAGCCAAAAAACCGUAGAGGAAUGGCAAAUCCACUUCCCAGAACUUAUUCUCCACCUGUCAGGAACAUAAACUUUGCUUAUUCCCGGCACAAACCUCUCCAUGCUCCAACAGAACGCCAGCUAAAUGCUGCGAAAGCAUCACAUUUGAGGCAGCUCAUAAACAAGUCGAAAGCUGCUUUGCUAAACUUAGAUUCGGAGAUAUCGGCGAAGAGAUUUGACUUCAAUUUGCAAAUGCUGCCCACUGGAAGUGGGGUGUCUGUACGUUACCAUCUUCCAAGGAGGAGAACUGUUAGACCCAGUGGAGUUCUGAAGCCAUGCGUCAGAAUCCUCGGUGAAAAAAGAGCUUGGAAGGAGAAACGAUCUGCGUUGAAGCGUUGGACAACCGACCGCUCUAUAAUGUCUGGAACUCACGACACAAAUCUUCUCUCGUCGUACCUGAAACGCCUCGCACUAGGCGGCAACUUCGAGGGUCAGGUUGACGGUUUGCAAAGAUCAUAUCGGUCUCCGUCCUUCAAAUCAGGUCGAGUAUCGGGAGAAAAUUUUUUCAGCGAUUCUAUUGAAAAUUUCAUAAGAAAUCACUCGAAGCAGAAGGUGCUCUCCCAAAAUCCAACGCCAAUGGCCACAGAAGUUGAACUAAAUUAUCACAAUUCUCCGAAAUCAUGUCAUUUCGAGAACCUCCCAAGGAAGCAGAGCAGUCCAAUGGUUAAAAUUCCGCUACCAGGAAAGCGUCUGAAAACUUCCACUUACCAGACGCUUCGAUUGCCAGUUGAGCAGUAUCGACAGUUGCUGACACAGAGCAAGACUGUAGAGAUCCUACACGAGGAGCGCUGGAAAGGAAUUGCUUUUCCAUCUAACACUACUUCCCUUUCGAGCCUCUGCGACUGGCUGGUUGUAGAGAUCGUGGACUCCUGUGUAGAGGCGAUCGCCAAUCUAGUUGAUUGCUUGUCCAACGAUAUUAUUGAUGAACUUUUUCGUCACGAACUAGUUACCACUUCUUCUUCACCCUGGGAAAGUUUCAGUGGUCUUGCAGGGUCGCCGCAACCUCGAUCGAUUCCCAGUUUGCAGUCUUUGAUCACGUCUGUCCCCUCUAAAGUACCUGUCAAACUGGAUCAACAGAAGAUAACCUCUGGCGAGUAUGUUCUAAAUCAAGAUUCAGAGGAGAGGAAAAACUCUACACUAAAAUAUGGAGAUCAUUUCACGAUAGAAUCCACAGGAGUUGCAUACGCACAAACAUCAGAAGAGAACCGUAUUGUAACGCAGGAGGCUUGUACAUCGCUCCAACUACCUGCCCAUCAGCCCCAAAAGGCACUCAGUCCCAUCGAAGAGGUAUCCACAGUAUCGUUCCCGCCUAAUAAAGCUAACCUAAACCAGUCGGGAGCUUGUGACAGCGCUAAUAAGCAGUGUUUUAAUGGUAGCUUCUCCGCGUACACAGUUUGGAGUACAUUAGAAAGUACUUGCAUAAAUUCACGUUUUCGAAAGAGCAGCAAUGUUGCGACAUCGUCUCCGGAUCUGCACGUAUCCGAUGAGGAAGUGAUUGAGAAAAACGUUACCACUCAUUAUUCCACCGGAGAUUCUCCACGAAAAAAAAAGGAAAGCCUUAGUAUUUUAGAUGCUCAAGGUCAAACAAGUAGGUCGGCUAAGAAAAUCACAAUCACUUCCCCAGAUGCAAGGAAAUCGCCUGACAUUUCAACAAGCAGUUCUAUCAAAACCUCCUCUAUUUCGAGGAAACUUUUUAAACUCAGUGGAGGUCUGAGUAAGAAGAGCAGCUCUGUCCGCAUAGAUGUUGAUCAUGCCGACUCAUUAGCAGACGCGGAGGUCUUGGCCCCAAUAAUGACUAAUGAGGAAGUACUUUCCAACAAACGCCGAAAAAGCCCAAAUCCAGCUCUAGAGUCAACUAGUAGUUUGAAGGAAUUUUCGAUCGAGCUACAGAGCAAAUGCGACCGCGUACCUACAAGUAAUAGCCAGGAAGGCUGGGUGUUUCCUCAAAAAUUAAGUGAAUCGCAAAGGCCUCAGGACGAUUGCUCUGUCACGCUGCCCAUCACGUCGGAAGGUCUCUCAUCUCCCAAAUCUGUAAAACUCUACAAAAUGCCACGAUCGCUUGACUUGCUCUCCCCACUCACUGACACUUCAGUUCCAGAUAUUUGUACUCCUGAUGUCGAAAUAUCAACGAAAUGUGAAACCCUCCAAGUGAAAACCUUGUCUGUAGGCAAUAUAACCACCUCCGAGGUUGAGAACUGUGCCAACUACGAGGACGAUUUUGAAUCAUCUGAAGACUUAAACCAAGAUGAAAAACCCGUGGGAUAA
Messenger RNA from Hydatigera taeniaeformis, 3381 nucleotides. NCBI's taxonomy places the organism in Eukaryota, Metazoa, Platyhelminthes, Cestoda, Cyclophyllidea, Taeniidae. The record is from the annotation of a GenBank genome assembly.